AUGGCCCGCAUAAAAGCAGGUGUGUUCUCCUGGGAAGAUGUCCUCGCCCAACGAUACCAGAGCAACAAACCCCCUCCCCUCUCACGGUCUCGUUGCCGAAUUCUCCCGACCACCCAACUACAGCCCCAAAGCCGUUUACUAUCGCGCCUCUCCCCAGAACUCCGCUUGAUGAUAUGGGAAAUGGUCUUCGGGGAACAGCGACUACAUAUCAUCCAGCGCAACAACCAACGCCUUGGCUAUAUCGUCUGUCCACUCGGGACCCACUCUGAUAACAGGGCACGCGAUCGCGAUCGCAAUCGCGAUCCCUUCUGCGAGAUCUGUCACGGGCAUGGGAUUCCCCAACCCGUGAAAGAGGGCGAUCUCACCCAUAAAACCAAGCUCCUCAGUCCCGCAUUAACAUGUCGGCAAAUGUACCACGAAUCCAUCCACCUCCUCUACACACUCAACACUUUCGAAUUCAGUAACCCCUGGUCCCUACCAUAUAUGCGCCCUACCAUCCCCGCAGAGCACUGGGAUUGCAUUCGCAAUGUCGAGCUACGCUGGUCUUUCCAGGGCCACUGGCUCCCAAGUAAAGAUCCCGUGCGCACAAUCUACGUCUCUGCCGGACGGGCUCAAUGGCUUGAGACAUGUCGCGCAUUAGCGCGGCUGCCUGCAUUACAGUCAUUUGUGCUCGUCUUGGGUGGGACAUGGUUUAGUGAACCGAUAGAGAGAUUACCGGUGUUUUUGGAGCCGUUGAGGGGAUUAAGGGUGGGUUUGCAGGGGCAGGAUCAGUAUAAGUAUGAGGGGAUUGAAAAUGAGAACGAGAAGGUGAGCUUGAGCUUGAGCUCUAGCUCUAGCUCUAGCUCAAGUUUCAGUUCCAGUUACAGCUACGGCUCCAAUUCCAGCUCCAGCUCCAGCUCCACUGUCAGUCUUAAUGUAGAUGGGGAUGGGAGUGGGGAUGUGGCUGUGGACGUUGGUGAAGGUGUGGGCGUGGGUGAAGCGAAGGCGAAAGCAAAAACAACCACCAUCCUACACUCAUACUGUUCAUUCUACAACUCGCUACCAGCACCAUCCGCAGCUAACAUACCAGCACCAUUCAAGACAGACGGACUAACGGCUUGGGAACUGCGUCUACAAGGGCAGCCGUACUAUGUGCACGAGCUAGGUCGUAUGGGCGAUGAUCUUCGACGGAGGGGGAUCGACUGUUGUAUCCAGUCGACGUGA
Penicillium odoratum is the source of this 1203-nucleotide messenger RNA. RefSeq lists its product as uncharacterized. Bases 1 to 1203 code for a protein of 400 amino acids. The transcript has 3 exons. Lineage: Eukaryota; Fungi; Ascomycota; Eurotiomycetes; Eurotiales; Aspergillaceae. The record is from RefSeq and is a predicted model, not a curated record.